Venturia canescens is the source of this 3867-nucleotide messenger RNA. RefSeq lists its product as uncharacterized. The transcript is spliced from 6 exons. Gene Ontology annotation, molecular function: RNA binding; zinc ion binding. The record is from RefSeq and is a predicted model, not a curated record. Gene Ontology annotation, cellular component: TRAMP complex. NCBI's taxonomy places the organism in Eukaryota, Metazoa, Arthropoda, Insecta, Hymenoptera, Ichneumonidae. Bases 224 to 3793 code for a protein of 1189 amino acids. Gene Ontology annotation, biological process: nuclear polyadenylation-dependent CUT catabolic process; nuclear polyadenylation-dependent snRNA catabolic process; nuclear polyadenylation-dependent rRNA catabolic process.
CGCUGAUGUUCUCUUUUUCUCCAAACCUCGCAAAGAUCGACGAUAAUCCUGUGAAAUUUCGUCAUUUUUUGUUUCACAUUUAUUGUUUAGUUUUUUUCUGAUUGUUUCACGCAUGAAACCGUAUAGAGACGAAAAUUCGUAAAAAAUAUUGUAAACAAACUGGUAAGUUGGCAUUAAUAAUUCUUCGAGUAAGCGAGAUUCGUCGCGACUGGGUUAACGUUAGAUGCACACAUGGCAUCGAGCCAUGGAUGAUACUGGUAUUGCAAGCGAGAAAUCUGCUGAAUUUGGAGAUGGAAUCGGUGAUCCUGAGUUAGAAGCUAGACUUUACGCUGAGAUUUAUUUUUCCAAUGAAACUUACGAAGGAGAUCAAGGGGCAGAACAAACGGUUUCCGAAAGUCUAAGUGCCAGUGAGAACGUGACACCAUCGUUGUCAAAAGAAACGUCAGAUACACCUGCUGACAACCUUAACACUAAUACCGUACCUAUAAAAACAAACACCGGACAAGGAAAUUUUGGGACUAAAAAUACCAGGAUUGUGGAUGUACACCCUUGUAACAAGAAGAAUAAUACAUUGAACAACACAUCAAAAACUUUUCCAAAGCCUCAAAGACUUCUCGCUCGCAAAGACCUUUGGUUGCCACAAGAAAAAACAGCCAAUGGAAUUGAAGAGUUGUCUAAUUCAGAAAAUACAUCGUUGAAAAAUUUGGCAGCUAAACCUGGAAGGGCUGCAAAAAGAAAAAAUAGAAUUAAAAACCCCGCAGAGUUUUAUGUGAGUCAGGCAACAGAAAAACGUCUUGAGUCACAAAAAGAAAAAGCAAACAAUAAGGAAACAGCCAAAAACCAAGUACCGGCAGAGGCUUCUUCUGGUACAAAGAAGCCGAAAACAUGCAAAGACUUGCUGAAUGAUUCGAGUUUAAAUACGGAAACAAGUAAAUACAGCAUUAUCUCGAAAAAAAUGAAGCUAAGUUUGAAAGAAGCUCAAUGUGAAACAUUGAGCAUAAGCUCUGACUCAGAUGAUUCAAUAUUGGAAGUACCGAUUCCACCCAAAGCUCAACCGCCUUUGAUUGAAUUGCCAGACUCGGACGAAGAUUGCGACUUGAAUGAAAGCAAGGAAAAAAACCGUUCGCGAUCUGGCAAACUGGAUAUUAUCAAAGCAGCUAAGAAGGUUAGACCCGGAGAAAAGGUUACUUGUGAAUACGAUGAACCAUCGACUUCCUACAAAGACACUAAUUGCACUAAUGAGAGUCCCGGAGAGUCACAGAACAUUGAAAUACUUGAAGGAAACAACAGCGAUACCAUUUGCGACAUCGACACUAAUUUGAUUCUCAAUUGUUCGGACCCUCGAAGAGAUUUUAUGAGUUUGGAGGAUGAUGGAUUAGAAAGAAGAGAAAACUUUGAUGUCAGCGGUUCAACUGAAAAGGACACAAACCGUGAGCGGUCUCUAUCAGGUGGACGAGCUGGCACCACAAGAGAUUCAGCAACGUUUUCUGGAGUUUAUUCUUUCGAUAAGGAUUUACCUCAGAAUCAAGAGCCUCUAGAUAACUCUAGUGGCACUAACACUGCAGAUAGAACGACUGACUGUCGACAAAGCGAUUCCAACAAUUCAUUUAUUGAAAAUAGCGAAAUGCGAAAUGAAAAAUCCAGAAGAAAACGACAAAAAGACGCUGAGUCGAGAUCGCUAAAGGAAGGUAAUACAUCAGAGACACCAGAAAAAAGAAGAAAACGAAAUACGAAUUGCUCUAGUGGAAGCAAUUCACUGACAGAUUAUUUCUUCAAACCGAUGACUAAAGAAAUGCAGGCUUUCUACGACAGUCCUUGUGGCAGCGAAAACAUGAACGUGGCUGUAAUGCAAAGUAAAAUGCCAAAACAUCCAAACAAUUGGAAGAUAUUGAACGAGGAUCUGAUACCUCGAGGAAAAAAACGUCGACUAUGCCUCCGUUGCAGAAAUGAAAACCAUCAUGGUAACAGGUGCCCAGAGCAACCGACAACGCCAAGCUGUAGUAUGUGCGGAGUGAAGGGCCAUACAGCAACGCGAUGUCCUAAAACAAUGUGUCUUACGUGUGGUCGUAAAUACACGUCGUAUCGGCAGACUUGCUGUCAUUGCUCAAAACUGGCCUGUGACAUGUGCCACGGAGUGGGGCAUACUCGUCAAAAUUGUCCUGAUUUAUGGAGAAGAUUUCACAACAUUACAACUGAAACACUGCCUGCGCCCAGGAGCAUAUCAAACACUAUGAAGGAUCCACAGCAUCUAAGUUGCUGUAAUUGCUCAAAGCGCGGUCACGACUCAACGAUGUGCAACCAGUUGCGAUGGUCGCAACAUUUCCCAACACCGAUGUUCGUCUCCAGCUACACCGAAGGUCCUUUUUAUCCAGAAUUUCAACCUGAUCAAGAUGAAAACUUGAGUGGAAACAUUGACGUUGUUAGUGUUCCGGACAACUCCACUCCUAUCAUUCAAUCUACGGAUGAGAGAUCCGAAACACGUUUACUGUUUCAAUGUGGCAAUCUUGAUACGACGGUAUCAUCUACCUUCACCUUAGUAUCAAAACGUUUGGAUACAUUGCCGAACGUUCAUCUGGAUGGAUUAAUAAGCGGGAGCUUAACACCUACGUUUAUAUUCAAAUGGCUAAACCAUUUUACAUUCAACGUAAAAAUAACUCAAAAUUCCGAAGAAGGCACUCGCCUAGUUGUUCAAGCGGCUUCUCAUGAUCUUCUUCACGGCGUGGAGAAAAUUUUGAUGCAAUGGUUAACUCGUACCGACCUCGAAAAACCGUAUUUGGAAUACGAUUACUUAUCAUACACCAAUUUCAAAAGUUCACGUGUUAGACUGAAGAACAAGCUGAACGAAUUAGAAUCUGCUAAAGACCCAAAAAAAUUUUUGACGGUUGUCGUCAAACUGGCAAAAGAGCUUCAUAGCAAAAGUCUUAACGUUAUUCAAAAUUCUAAUUUAUCGUCAUCAACAAUGAACUUAUCGCCAGCGGGGAACACAUACAAACUUCAAUGUCUUUUCGAUAGGUUGAUGGAGACUCGAAGUCGACUAGUUAUGUCACUCUACGGUCGAUUUUGGGUCGAAGGAGGCGAAGUGACUGUUCGUAAUUUUCAGAAACUGGUUCAACAAGUAGCCAAUUCUAAGAGUUACAGUAUUCGCCAAUACAUGGAAGCUGUAUAUCUCUACAACGAAAUGUUCACGUAUCAUGAUUCUGAAGUUCUAACACGAGCUUUGAAAGCCGCAACAUCAACAGCAGAUCCAAUGGACCAUCACGUUCCACCGCUCCCUCAAGAUUUCUCUACGACGAAUGCUUCACAAUCGUCUCCAAUAAUUUUGGACAAUGCGGGUGAAAGUAUCAUCGGCAACAAUAAUUCUGCAGGUCCGUGGCCGGUUGAUACAGCUCAUCAAACUGACGGUUGCGCUUCAGAUGGCUCCCGAAUGUUUACUGCAACUGAUUCAUUAGGAGCGCUUGAACUGUCAAACACGUUAGUAUCGAACUUUGUCAAACAAACGAAAAUGCGAAAACGAAAUCACAAGAAAAAUCCCAAAAGUGAAUUGCUCACUAGAUUAAAAAAAAGUCAGAGAAAAAUAUUUCGACGUUUAGCAAAACUCGCAAUGGGUAAAGCUGAUAAUUCACAAUUACCACAUCUGCACACUAUGGCGAAUGCUCUCCGAGCUAAAAUAGAUAAUAAUUCCAUUCGAACUGAUGACAUAACAUCGCUCCAACACGCUAUUAAACGGGCGAAGCACCGAAAACAACUGCCUAAGAAACUCAGUAGGCAAAAAAAAAAGAGAGGCGAACGCUAGGUAGAUUCAUGCCAAUUUUCUCUGGAGUUCGUGAAAAAUGUUUAAUAAAGUAUGUUAAAAAUUUUCUUUAUCAA